Messenger RNA from Schistocerca americana (American grasshopper), 1677 nucleotides. RefSeq lists its product as uncharacterized. The transcript is spliced from 2 exons. Lineage: Eukaryota; Metazoa; Arthropoda; Insecta; Orthoptera; Acrididae. The record is from RefSeq and is a predicted model, not a curated record. Gene Ontology annotation, biological process: chromatin remodeling. Gene Ontology annotation, cellular component: nucleus. Gene Ontology annotation, molecular function: catalytic activity. The coding region runs from base 1 to 1677 and encodes 558 amino acids.
AUGUGUCCAAGGUGCAUUGACGAUGCCCAAGAGGUUGAUUUCAUCCGUAAGACUGCCGUAAUUGACAGAGAGCUCCAUCGUUUGAAUGUUGACAUCGCGGGACUGCAGGAGACGUGGCUUCCAGAUGCGGGCUCUAUCAGGGAGGAUAAUUACACAUUCUUCUGGCAGGGGAGGUCUCAAGACGAGCCAAGACUUCAUGGCGUAGGAUUUGCUGUUAAAAACGCCCUCCUGGACUGUACUGUGCCACCAUCCGGUGGAACAGAGCGAAUUAUUGAUUUGAAAAUAUGCUCUUCAAGUGGCACUGUCAACAUCCUAAAUGUGUACGCUCCUACCUUAUCAUCCAGCAUGGAAGAGAAGGAUCUGUUUUAUGAUUUACUCAGUGACAGAAUAGCCAAGGUACCUAGCACCGAGACACUGUAUAUUCUAGGGGACUUUAAUGCUAGAGUUGGAUCAGAUAACGACAUAUGGCCGAAUUGCCUGGGACAUCAUGGGGUGGGAAAAAUGAAUGAAAACGGCCAGAGACUGCUUGAAGUUUGCUGCUUUUAUGGACUCUGUAUCACAAACACAUAUUUCCAGCUUAAGGAUCAGCACAAGGUGUCUUGGAGACACCCGCGCUCUCAUCACUGGCAUCAACUUGACUUAGUCAUAGCUAGGCGUACUGGUCUCAAAAAUGUGCUACUGACACGAAGUUAUCAUAGUGCUGAUUGCAACACAGACCACGCCCUAGUGGCGUGCACAUUGAGGCUCACUCCUAAGAAAUGUCACCACGCUAAACCGAGAGGUCAUCCCCGUAUCAACACAGAUCAUGUUCAUGACACACAACGAAAGCAGGAUUUUGCCAGUAAUUUUGAAAGUGCUUUCCCAGGAAACGUGCAAGCAGAAAGGAAUGUUGAUAAAAAAUGGGCAAAACUCUCGGGUGCAAUCUACAACUCAGCAGUAUUGGCCUAUGGAAUAAAAGGAAAAAGAAAUAAGGACUGGUACGAGCAAAAUUUGGAAGAAAUGGAACCAGUUACUGAGGCUAAACGGAAAGCCCUGCUUGCUUACAAAAGAAACCCAAAUGAAAGAACUCGAGAUGACCUACGAAAAGCAAAGAACAGGGCACAGCAAACAUCAAGGAGAUGCGCAAAUAACUACUGGCUGAAUUUAUGUGCAGGUAUACAGAAAGCGGCCGACUCUGGGAAUGCUAAGGCAAUGUACGAUGGUAUUAAGAAAGCAAUUGGACCAACUGUCAGGAAAACAGCUCCUCUGAAGUCCAAGACGGGUGAAGUCAUUACUGAUGAAGGCAAGCAAAUGGAACGCUGGGUUGAACACUACCUCGAGUUGUAUGCAGUCGAGAAUGAAGUUAGCAAGGAUGCAUGUGACGCCAUCAAACAAAUGCCAGUUAUGGAAGAACUAGAUGCAAUGCCUACUAUGGAAGAACUUAGUAGAGAAAUAGAUUCUCUUGCUAACGGAAAGGCCCCAGGUGAAGAUGGGAUCCCUGCAGAGGUUAUUAAGUAUAACAAGUCUGUUCUUCUCAAACAUUUAUAUUCACUUAUCACAACCAGCUGGGAAGAAGGUUAUGUCCCGAUGAAAGCCUAUGAAAAUUGGUUGGCAUUAAGCUUGGACAUGCUGCAAGGGUGUGAUGGAGCAGGCAAGGUUUUAGACCUGCGGUCGUACAUACCGGUGGAGCCUCUGUAG